Molecule: messenger RNA, 5992 nt
Organism: Coregonus sp. 'balchen'
Lineage: Eukaryota; Metazoa; Chordata; Actinopteri; Salmoniformes; Salmonidae
Source: the annotation of a GenBank genome assembly
CGCCUUGGGACAGAGAUCAUUAUGUUAACUGCCUCCACAUCAGAAUUAAACAGCCCGGGGUCUCUACCUAACGAUGCCCAGGAGACCACUAUCCAGAACAAAACAGGAAGGAGGAGGAAGAGCAUGCUGAAACAAUCAUGGAUGGAGAUCACCGUAGCCUUCAUGAGGAGGACCAAGGUCCACGGGCUGAAGUUUGUAUUUUCCCCAGACAAGACCUUACCCCAGCGGCUCCUCUGGCUCCUGGCCUUCUUUGUGUGCAUGGGUCUCCUGUUCACCUGGUCCUGGAACCGCAUCUUCUACCUGAUGUCCUACCCGGCCGUCACCAAGAUCAAGAUGGUGUGGGCUCACAACAUGUCCUUCCCGGCUGUGACCUUCUGCAACCACAACCUGUUCCGGGUGUCCAGUCUGACCAAGGUUGACCUGUACCACAGCGGCUACUGGAUGGACCUGAUGCACCAGAACCACACGGUCAUGGAUAGGAGCCUGGCUCUUCUGAGGGACAAUCACAAGUACAGCCUCCUUAACCUUCUGAACUUCAAUGGCUACACCCCAUCUCCACAUUACCAUGUCAACACCACUGAGAUGAUUGGCAGGCUGGGCCACCAACUGGAGGACAUGUUGCUGGAAUGCAGGUUCCGGGGGGAGAACUGCACCCACCAGAACUUCACCACCGUAUGUAAAGUAAUGUAGCCUAGAGAUAUAGAGACCGAUGUUUGAGAGGUGUUGUUGAUGGCAUUUUCUGUACAAGGUAUUAAUAAUUAAUUAAAGGGUGUGUUUGAAUGAUAUUCAUUCUAGCAGGUACUCUCUAGGCAGGAGGAUUGAAGGUAUUGAAGUUUUAAGGCUAGCUGCUGGUAUCAUGUCAGAUGAUUUGUCUGGUCCUUGGUAAACAUGCCAUGUCUUUUCGGUAACACCAUUCCGUAAUAAACCAUUUAUAAGGCAUUUAUAAAGUGUGUUCACUAUUUAUUAAUCAUUACUCCAACAUUUAUAAACCAUUUACUAAUCAUUAGUAAAGUAUUUUUGCAGCCCCUGAUCGAAAGUGAGCGCUAUUUAUGCUUUAUAAAUACUUUAUACAUGUUUGGAGUGUCCAGUGUUAUUUCUCACAAAAAGAUUGUCAUGCCAUUGGUUUCCAGCAGUACCUGGUAAAAGAAUAAAACAGAGAUUUUCCAAAAAGAUUUGGUGCUUCAUUGGUGCUUCAUUGUGAGCUUCAUCCUAGGGAUUAUCUUAUAUUAAACCUGCACAUUUUCAAAGGUCAAACCUAAAAAAAAAAAUACAGCUGCCAUUUGGUUCUGGCAGGGGCCAUUUGCUCAAAGGGCCUCAUUAUGGACAGGAGGAGAGAGGAAACUGAAGCCCUGUCAUGUCCGUCUGAGCCAAUGUGGGUCUGUCUAAAACGGGACAUGGAAGGCUGACUCUGAUAUCUAGAGAGAGGCUUUGUUACGCUGUCAGAGUCAUCCCUCUCUCCUCCAUCAUCCCUCUCCCUAAAAUGUUCACCACAAUGGAUAUUAAAAGGGAAAUCUGUAUCCCACGGCAUAGGAUUUCUCCCUUUGGGCUACCUGUUUCUCUUCUAAUGUAUAGCUGUGGGACCAGAGUACUGAGCCAGGUGGUGAUUAAUCUAGCAACAGGGCUUGUCUUGACCAUGCUAGUGUCUGUUAGUGGCUAUUAAAUACUGGCAUAUUAUGCCCCAGCUCAAAUCAAAUGGUAGUUGGCAGUAUGAAAGGUGAGAUAGUGGUGACAUCCAUCAUAAGGCCUUAUUAGUUUGAUGAGACAAAAUGCUCCCAACAAACAGGUGUACCUUUUACAUGGUAGUUGAAAGAGCAGGCAGAGGCAAGCAGGUCUCGUCCCAUGAUCUUGGAUGUACAAUAUGCCAUUCAAUAUUGACAUUCCAGCAGUACCUGGUAAAAUAAUAGGCACACAACAGAGGAUCUUUAAGGAAAUAUAUAUAUGCAUUUGUGAAUAAUUAGCUUACCAAGAUUUUCGAAUGUGGGAGCAAUGAUUAAUAAAUGGUGAGCAUACUGUUUGUAAAUGCCUUAUAAAUGUUUUAUAAAUGCCUUAUAAAUGCCUUAUAAAUGGUUUAUAAAUGUUUUAUAAAUGUUUUAUAAAUGCCUUAUAAAUGUUUUAUUACGGACCCUUAAAAUAAAGUGUUACCGUCUUUUCUUUUGCUUAUAAAACAUAAUAGUUGUUCAGUGAAUUGUAAGAAUCCAAAUAAUCCAAAUACAGUUUAGAGAAGGUUAUUGAUCCGUUUCAUUACAUAUUGUUAACACGCUAGAUGAUUUUUGAGCCGCAGUGGUACAGUAUAACAAAGUCAAUCCUAUCACAUUCACAUUGCCUCAGUCUCAAAACAUAAUCAUUUUAGUAACUGCUAUUCAAACCACUCUCUUUCUCAUUGUGUUCCUCUCUCUUAGCAACAGUGGCAGCUUCAUGGAAGACUAAUGAAGGCAUCAAUAAUUCAACCAUUAUAAAUUAGUACAAAAUUAAAGUUUCAGCAGUUCAUAUUAAACAUCUGGAAGUUUUAUUGACUGUGUGCAUCCAUUUCAUGAGCUUAUUCCCCAGAUAGGUGGAUUGCUUUAGGCUUAUCAGUGAAAAUAAGCCCCUGAAUGCACUAGUCUAUAAUUAUAACAGUCAGCUGCUCUCAAUCAUUUCACCUCAAAGCUAUUAGCACUCUUCAAACAGAUUGCUGCUAAAUUUUACUUGACAAGAAAAUGGAUGUCAUUGUUAGUCACAUUCAAGUGCUUAGUAGACAUUACCAAUUUCUCAGCAGUACAGGUUUAGAAAAAAUAUGAAUAGACGAUUUGGGAUUUGCGUUUAGUAGCUGACAGAUCCAGAGAUUUUUAUCGUCUGUCAUUUCAGGUUUUAUCGGAUUAUAUGAGAUUCCAUCUAAAGGAGGACUUUUCUCUUUAGGUUCCGUCUUCUGACAGCUUUGACAAAGAGAUUUUCCACAAAGAUUUGGUACUUCAUUGUGAGGCAUUGUAAAGCUUCAUCCUAGGGAUUAUCUUAUAUUAAACCUGCACAAGGUCAAACCCCCCCCCAAAAAAGGAAUUCCAGCUGCCAUUUUGGUUCUGGCAGGGGCCAGUUGCUCAGAGGGCCUCAUUAUGGACAGGAGGAGAGAGGAAACUGAAGCCCUGUCAUGUCCGUCUGAGCCAAUGUGGGUCUGUCUAAAACGGGACAUGGAAGGCUGACUCUGAUAUCUAGAGAGAGGCUUUGUUACGCUGUCAGAGUCAUCCCUCUCUUCUCCAUCAUCCCUCUCCCUAAAACUUUCACCACAAUGGAUAUUAAAAGGGAAAUCUGUAUCCCACGGCAUAAGAUUCCUCCCUUUGGGCUACCUGUUUCUCUUCCAAUAUAUAGCUGUGGGACCAGAGAACUGAGCCAGGUGGUGAUUAAUCUAGCAACAGGUCUUGUCUUGACCAUGCUAAUGUCUGUUAGUGGCUAUUAAAUACUGGCAUAUUAUGCCCCAGCUCAAAUCAAAUGGUAGUUGGCAGUAUGAAAGGGUGAGAUAGUGGUGACAUCCAUCAUAAGGCCUUAUUAGUUUGAUGAGACAAAAUGCUCCCAACAAACAGGUGUACCUUUUACAUGGUAGUUGAAAGAGCAGGCAGAGGCAAGCAGAUCUCUUCCCAUGAUCUUGGAUGUACAAUAUGCCCAUGUGUAUGAACACUAAUGGAUAACUGUGCCUAUACCUUAGUGAUGUAUCACCUGUCCUGUGGUUAUGAAUAUACAUGUGAGUGAUUACUGUAGGACAGUAUAGAUAAAACCCUUAGAGCACUGAAUGACCAAUCAAUUCCACCUCUGUGAAAUUAAAUCACUUACGCAACAAAAUGCAUAGAGAAUUUAAAUCCAUUAUCACCUAUUUUAACUUUUAGUUUUAAGUUAUAGCUCACCAGCCAUGAGUGUCAGUUAUGUAAAACCAGAUGCAGCAUUCUAAGAGGCUCCUAAUUAUUAUUUUUGCUUUGUUGGCAGACAUGAAAGCAAAGUCGCCCAUCUUAGAGAGAAUUUGUAAAAUAAAAAAAUGCAUGAAACGUCAAUAUGUAAUUUGUGAGAGAUGGUGCUAAAAGAACAUGGUGGUGCUAUACUGGAAAAUCAGGGUAUUUGCUGCAGGCAAAAUCUAGUGUGCAUCAAUACUGAAUUCUUUGCUACUCUUGGGAGCCAAUUCUGACUACACCUCAAUCACAGCCGGUAAUUCACAAAGCUUAAUCAUUUUUUUUGUUCUCUCCUACUCAGAUUGUGCUACCAUUGCCUUUCUGUUACACCACAAAAUGUUACAUUCACACUCUAAGAAAUUGAUUUACUUUUAUACAAAAGGAAGUUGACAACUGCUUGCUAUGGUUCUGUGUAUUUUAUGAAAAGCAAACCAGUCAAUGUUAUUUUUACAUUUUAGUAGACGCUCUUAUCUAGAGCGACUUACAGUUAGUGAAUGCAUACAGUUUUCAUACUGGCCCCCUGUGGGAAUCGAACCCACAACCCUGGCAUUGCAAGCGCCAUGCUCUACCCACUGAGCUACAGGAGGGUCUCUCUACAUAGUGUUAUUAUGCAUUACUGAAUCCAAUUUAUAUACAGAUGUAGGAUCUUUAUUUGAGCCAGUUUGCUACAGCAGGAAAAUAAUCCUGCAGCAACAGGAAAUGCGAAUUAUUAUGUGGAUUAUAAUUAAUUUACAUUUUUGUAGGGGUUGAUACAUUUUCUUAAGGGAAAAUCAAGUCUGAAAUUUCAAAGUGGAAAUUAUAUACUUCAGAAGCCUUUUUAAACCUCAACUAUACUGCAAGUUUUAAAUUUCCUGCAUUGCAGGAAAGUUCUCCUGCAAUAGGGUGAUCCAAUUAAGAUUCUACAUCUGUAGAUUACCUUUGAGCUGUAUUGGCACAAGUUAAUGCUUUCCAAGGGGACUAUAAGACACUUCCUAAUAUAAAUUGUAUUUGAACAACCUAAUUUAGUGUUUGGUGGGAUGGUAGAGCUUGGGGUUCGGCUAUAUUGCUUUGGAUUAACUAGAACUUUCCAUUUUAAUGGAAAAUACAUCCUAAAGAAAUAUCUAAAUUACUCAGGGGAAUAAAAAAAAUGGGGCUGGGUAAAGAUUGCCAGUUGCCACGGCAGAAGUGUUAAUUUAUUUAUUCAUUCAUCAAUCUAGUAUCUUGUUUGGUUCAGUGUUUUCUCAGAUAAUUACCUGCAAAGCUUACCUGCCCAGCAACCCUAUCCCCAACCGCAGUUUAAAUUGAUCUACACAGAGAGCAACCUUUACUCAAAGUGACUGUGCUGUCUACUGUCUGUGAUGUCGCUAUGUCAAAACAUUGUUGUUUCAUUGAGUUAAUGUCAUGUACCUUCUUCUUCUUCCUGCAGAUUUACACGCGUUACGGAAAAUGCUAUACAUUCAACUCUGGUUUGGAUGGCAACCCAAUGUUGACAACGUUAAAAGGCGGGACAGGAAAUGGGCUGGAGAUCAUGUUAGAUAUCCAACAGGACGAAUACUUACCUGUUUGGGGAGAGACAGGUGAGUACCCAGAGUACCACAAUAACUGAUCUGUCCAUACAUUUUGGGCAAUGGUAGAAUGAACUUUACACAACAACCAGCCAACUGACAUGCAUUUAUUCAAGAUUCCUUUCUAGCGCUGAAUUUUACCUGUGCAGUAUUACAACAACAUAAAGUUAAAAAACGUGUCCAACACAACAUUUAUUGUCUCCAUCCUGGGAAAAAUAGUUAAUUCUUAGCACUGCAUUUUCAACAUGUGGCUUUAUCACAACAACAAAUGUCCCAUAUCCAGUAAAAAUACAUAUCUCAUUCCCAACACAACAAGCAAUGUCUCCGACCAGGGAACACAGACGAGCAGAGGUUUCUGUUGUUACAUUCACUGGCCUGCUGUUGUAUGUAUCCACAGACGAGACCUCGUACGAAGCAGGCAUCAAGGUUCAGAUUCACAGCCAGGACGAGCCUCCCUUCAUUGACCAGCUGGGAUUUGGUGUGGCCCCUGGUUUUCAAACUUUUGUGUCAUGUCAGCAGCAACUGGUACCUACUGCUUAG